Molecule: messenger RNA, 702 nt
Organism: Cavenderia fasciculata
Lineage: Eukaryota; Evosea; Eumycetozoa; Acytosteliales; Cavenderiaceae
Gene: hspG8
Product: heat shock protein Hsp20 domain-containing protein
Exons: 1
Coding region: 1-702 (233 amino acids)
Biological process (GO): response to heat; response to hydrogen peroxide; response to salt stress
Source: RefSeq, a predicted model, not a curated record
AUGGAAUACCAAUACAUUUAUCCAUUCAUUUUCGGUGAUUCUCAAUCAUCAUCCUCACCAUCAUCAAGAUCGUGUAGUAGACAAUCAACUACUACUGGAGCACAACAAUCACAUUGUCAAAGAAAGAGUCAACAAACACCAACUCCAUCGUCAUGGUCACCAAGAAUCGAGAUUGCCGAGACAGAGACUGAAUUCAUUAUCAAUGCUGAAUUGGCAGGUGUCAAAAAGGAAGAUAUCAAUUUAAAUAUUGAAAGGGAUGUUUUAACCAUCUCUGGUGACAAGAAGCAAGUUGUUUAUGAAACAUUGGAAUCCACUCCAUCUUCACCAUCAAUUCCAGUAGCCAAUAAUUCAUCAGACAAUGAUGUCGAAUUACCAACAGUCGAAGAAGAUUUUGAAGAUUUGACACCAUCAUCAAACAAAGCAUCACCAUCACCAUCAACCGAUUCCAAUAAUAAUAACAAUAAUUCAAGUAAAUCAAUUCCAGUUACCAAUAAUAAUAAUAGUGAAAAGAAAGAAUCAAAAUCAACAACACAAUACCAUCGUAGAGAGAUUAGUUAUGGAAAGUUUAGUAGAUCAUUUGAAUUGACCGAUAACCUCGAACUGGAAUUAAUCACAGCCAAACAUACUGAUGGUGUUUUACAAAUCACUGUUCCAAAGAAGAAACAACUUCCACCAAAACAUAUUAAAAUUAAUAUUCACUAA